This is a messenger RNA of Penicillium oxalicum, 3090 nucleotides long. RefSeq names its product putative polarized growth protein (Boi2). The record is from RefSeq and is a predicted model, not a curated record. Gene Ontology annotation, biological process: actin cytoskeleton organization. The transcript is spliced from 3 exons. NCBI's taxonomy places the organism in Eukaryota, Fungi, Ascomycota, Eurotiomycetes, Eurotiales, Aspergillaceae. The coding region runs from base 1 to 3090 and encodes 1029 amino acids. Gene Ontology annotation, cellular component: plasma membrane. Gene Ontology annotation, molecular function: protein binding.
AUGGCUGCCAAUGCGCCGGCCACCCCGGCGCCGCCUCUCAAUGUCCAGCGCGGUCAUUAUCUUUGGGUCCUCCAUGAACACACCCCGCGCGGGGAUGACGAAUUGCGCAUGAAACGUGGCGAUGUCAUUUUGUUGGAGGAAAUGGAUGAAGAGUUCCAGGAUGGAUGGUGGCUAGGCGAGCAUCCGGGGACUGGUCAAAAGGGUCUUUUUCCUGCAGGUUUUACUCGAAAAGCGCAACCUCACGAGAUUCCCGCAAGCUAUCGACUUCCCAGCUCCCUCGAGCACAUCCAGACUGACCUAGGCUCCCAUCCAGCGGCGUCGGAGAGUCCAGAGGCGCUCAGUCGGGAGCCAUCCACUCCGAUUGAGACCUCCUUCAGUGCGAUCAGUAGCGAGCAAUCCACCCCUCAGGCGUCGCGGCCAGGAACUGCGACCGAAAUGACGAGUUCGCCUCAGCAGUAUCAUCAACAGCAACGCUCGGUAUCAUCUCCAGUGCAAAGACCGGGCAGUCUCGCAGCAAACAUACAAGAGGCUUUUCGAAGGUCCAUUGAUAGCCACGCCACCGGCGAGGAAAGCCCCGUGAUGAACGAGACUCUGAGUGUCAUCGAUGAGCAUAUCACGGACAUGAACACUCCUCGCCACAGCCUGUCAACCCAGGAUGCAAGGACCGCGAACGAUUCCGCCAGCGAGUAUAGCAGUCAUCUCAGCCAUCGCAUCUCUUACAUCAACGGGAACGAGACUGAUGAGGAGGAGAAUACGCGACUGACCCUAGAAGAGGUCCGCCGAUGGAACCCCUCCGAGACCGCCAAGCAUCUCCGGGAACUUGAUGUCGACCAGAGUCAUUGUGAGAUCUUUGAACGAGAGGAAAUCACCGGUGACGUGCUUUUGGAAAUGGAUCAGGAUACGAUUUUCAUGAAGCAUUUCGACCUCGGCGUCAUGGGAAAACGGCUCAAAACGUGGCACAAGAUCAAGGCAUUCCAAGAGGAGGUCAAGGGCAUCACGCCGCAGACCGAUUCGACACGCGGUUCCAUCUCCAGCUACGCAGGGUCGGCUGGCCCUGCCCGCUCCGAGGAGCGCUCGCUGUCGCGGGCCGGCCAGACAAACACCUUCCUACCUCGAAUCCCGACUGUUUCUGAACGAUCUGGACCUGGAUUUGCACCUCGGAUCGCUACCAUGCCUGGGCAGUAUCCUCGCUUAGCAAGUACCGGGACCUCUCCGAUGACUGUCAACGCGCCUCAGUUCACGCAAUUCACGAGCGAAUCUCCCCGGAGGGUUUCUGCCGCAUCCAUCCGUGACUACAAUCGGCGUCACUCGUCCAUCGACGCAACCAACCGUAUCAUGCCAGAAGGUCCCGCGAGUGGUGGUCAUCAGAAAAAACCGUCCUUUGAUAGGGCUUGGACGCUCAACAACGGAGCCUCCCAACCACUGCCCGCUCGUCCGGGAACAUCGGUAGGGACAGCGCCGGGGUACCGUGGGCCGCAAGCGUUGGAACCAGAGGCGGAUGCACCCGGGCGUGUUGAUGAUCUCGAAAGAGGAUACUUUUCGGGAACCGAAGUGGACUCACGACGGUCUCGACGUUUACAAAAGCGAACGUCCACCGGUGGUAGCAUCUCUCACUCUCGCAAAUCGAGCUUCGCCGAUGACCCGAGCCGCCUCAACAAUGCAGGCGCAGGGAAUCGACGGUCUCGAGUCAACAGUGUUGAUUCUGUCCGUGACGUGGUUCCACGACCGUCGCCGGUCGCUUCGGCCAGCCACGGAACACCGCCGAAGAGUCGGUUCAGAAGUAUGAGUACCCGAGUGUCGUCACGCAGCGGUAAUGAUUCGCAGUCGUCGACCCGAGAACCCAAACCUGGGUUCUUUGCGAGUUUCGGUCCCUUGAUCCGGAACAAGAAUGAUUCCAAGGGUGAGGGCAAGAGUGUCGUUGGCGGGAACGUGGGAGACAGUUCUGUUCGCUCCUCAACCGCCACUUCUCAGUCGGCAAAAGCGGGCGUGGCAGAGCCCACGAUGCGACGAACGGCCGGCAACCGCGCCAUCUCCGAGGUUGUCAGCAAAGGCGGCAGCGACAACUCGGCGCCUGUGUCGCCUCGUGAUUAUGACCCCAUGACUGGCCGUACCGGAUCUACCACACCAUCUGGCACGUCCAAGAGCUCCGAGCGCCACAGUACGGACGAAUCUGGAAAGGCCGCUGAGGGUACUGGAGCUGUCCCUCGGGCGCGUAUGGUGAAGACAAAGAAGGAGACCAGCGCUUACACUCGCGGCUUGGAGAAGAAGUCCCCUCGAGAGCAGGUCGAUGGCUGUGACUACAGUGGCUGGAUGAAGAAACGCUCCUCCAAUUUGAUGACGACCUGGAAGCCUCGGUUGUUCGUUCUUCGUGGUCGUCGUCUUUCUUAUUACUAUUCCGAGAAAGACACAGAAGAGCGGGGCUUGAUUGACAUCACCGCCCAUCGCGUGCUCCGUGCUGACAACGAUCCCAUCAUUGCCUUGCACGCGACAGUCACUGGUUCUACGGCAAUGCCGGCUAAUGCCAAUGCGCUUGAUAAUGGAGCAGGCUUGAAGGGGUCGAAUGCCGCUCUCGCCACCAAAGACAGCAGCGGGCCAUUCUUCUUCAAGCUCGUGCCCCCAAAGUCGGGUAAUUCGCGCACCGUGCAAUUCACCAAGCCCACUACCCACUACUUCCAGGUCGACACGGUGCAGGAGGGUCGGCUUUGGAUGGCCGCGCUCAUGAAGGCGACCAUCGAGCGUGAUUUAUCCGGCAAAGUGGAGACCAGCAACAAGCAAAAGACUAUCAGCCUCAAACAGGCGCGCAUGAUGCAGGCGCGUCCUCCGGCUCUGAUGAAUCCUCCAGCAGGCUUGAGUCAAGCGAGUCCAGCUCCUGCGCAAGGUGAAGAGGAUCAAGGCCUUCGGAUUAACGGUCUUAAUCUGAACAAAGUGACUCCGGCGCCAAGUGAUCUUCCACGGGCCGACGAAGCCGAACAGAACUCGGGCGAGGAGCCGGUCGCCACGGCCCCUUCAGACUCAAACCAACUUGGUGAGAUCAACAUUGGCAACUCGCCUCUCCUUCCAGAUGUGUUGGUCGGAGAUGAUUCCAAGUGA